This is a messenger RNA of Sphaeroforma arctica JP610, 1789 nucleotides long. RefSeq lists its product as hypothetical. The coding region runs from base 56 to 1345 and encodes 429 amino acids. Gene Ontology annotation, biological process: sterol biosynthetic process. The transcript is spliced from 6 exons. Gene Ontology annotation, cellular component: endoplasmic reticulum membrane. The record is from RefSeq and is a predicted model, not a curated record. Gene Ontology annotation, molecular function: oxidoreductase activity, acting on the CH-CH group of donors, NAD or NADP as acceptor. Lineage: Eukaryota; Ichthyosporea; Ichthyophonida.
CCUUGUACCAGCUCAUACACACAUUAUCGACUUGAGAAACGUCUCUUCGAUCAAAAUGGGGGUAGAAAUGAAGCAUAAUACUCUUCCACCGACCGACCCGAAGGACUUUGUAUUUUUGGGUCCUAUUGGCACUGGAUUCCUCGUUGGGUUCUUACCAUUCAUAGUUGUGAGCCUGUACGCGCUAUGUCCGGGCGAAACAUGCAUGAACGUGCAAGAAUUAUUGUUUAAGGAUAUACCUACGUUACAAUGGAGUGAUGUUUACUCGCCGCGAGCAGUGCAGAUCUUUUCCUCGUGGAUGGCGUUUCAGACUGUGCUAUAUAUAGUAUUACCAGGGGACCUCGUAAAGGGUGUCGAACUAAGAGAUGGAUCUCGUUUGGAGUAUCGUAUGAAUGGCUUUCUCGCAUUCUGCAUCAGUCUCAUCGGGUCUAUGGUAGCGCAUCAGAUGGGCAUUAUCAACCUGGCCGAGGCAUACGACGAGUACUUACCAUUGGCUUGCACUGCCAUCGCAUUCUCGUAUCUGCUGAGUACGUAUCUAUACCUCACAUCCUUCAUUGGCAAUCGAAUGCUCGCGGAAGGUGGAGUAUCAGGCAAUCCCUUCUACGACUUUUUCAUGGGUCGCGAGCUGAAUCCUCGAAUUGGCGACUUUGAUCUCAAGGUGUUUUGCGAAUUACGUCCUGGACUUAUCGGCUGGUGUGUACUGGAUCUUGCCAUGGCUGCGAAACAAGUACAGCUGCAUGGAGAGUUAUCCAAUUCGAUGGCGCUUGUCAAUGUAUUUCAGAUAUUCUACGUGCUGGAUAGCUUCUGGUCUGAGGCGGCCCUGCUAACGACCAUGGAUGUGACUGAAGAAGGAUUCGGUUUUAUGCUGGCCUUCGGAGAUUUGGCCUGGGUGCCUUUCACGUACACACUACAGGCAAGGUACUUGGUGAGCCAUCCUCAGUAUCUGUCUGUGGCCGCAGUGGUGGCGAUCGUUGCUUUGAACGCUGCUGGUUAUGCAAUUUUCAGAUUGUCAAAUCGACAGAAGAAUCUGUUCCGGAAUAACCCGGAUGAUCCAGCCGUUGCACACAUCGAAUACAUGAAAACAGAUCGGGGCACUCGGCUGAUGACGUCUGGCUGGUGGGGUAUUGCUCGACACAUCAACUACUUUGGUGAUAUGCUGCAGGGAUUGGCCUGGUGUCUUCCAUGCGGGUUUGGCCACCAAAUCCCCUAUUUCUAUGCUAUAUACUUCACAACACUCCUGAUCCACCGAGACUUGAGGGAUGGGGACAAUUGCCAGAAGAAAUACGGCAAGGACUGGGAUAAGUACUGCUCAUUGGUGAAGUCGCGUAUUAUUCCUUACGUAUACUGAGCCGAUACUUUAUUCUCCGUAUAUGAGUAUAGAGUUGACCGGACUAGUAUUCUAGUCUGCACAAGUUUGGUUGCUGCCCUGGUGAGAUUUGGUGCAGUAUAUUUUAGAGUUGCCCUGCAAUUGGGAGGGAGAUCAACGCAAAUCAUGCGUUCUUACCACUGACCCUAGCAUCCCAUCUGCCAAGAAUAAGGGUAGGAGGAGGCGUAUUAAUCAGGCGGUAUUCUACUACCGACGCGCUUGCUCGUAUCUUUGUGUAUACGAGUCUAAUGUCAAGUGGCGUGAGAAGCGCUGAGGUGUUUAAAAGAAUGAAACGCAUUCUCAAUUCCUGUCUCACCAAUCUCAAUAGUAUCCUUUAUGAGCACAAGCUCCAUCACAAAAUGAAAAGACUUGUUCUGGUCGGACCGAUACUAUUGCUUGAUUAAUAAAUAGAAAACAACUUUCAAA